CUGCGCUUCCGCUUUUCUUCCUGUUUUGCUCAGGCUUCGGGUGGGAGGAGGUCCCGGGUCGCCGCGUUUAGGCGGUCUUCUAAGGCCAGCGCCGGUGCAACAACACGGGGGAGCAGCGGCUGUCAGUAUUUUCAAAGUUGUCUACAUCUUCCGAAGGACAAUACAAAAUGAACAAGAUUGAACAGAAAUUCCAGGGAUCAUUGUCAUUUAAGGAUGUGACUGUGGGCUUCACCCAGGAGGAGUGGGAACACCUGGACCCUGGUCAGAAAUCUCUGUAUAGGGACGUGAUGCUGGAGAACUACAGCAACUUGGUCUCAGUAGGGUAUUGUGUUACCAAACCAGAGGUGAUCUUCAGGCUGGAGCAAGGGGAGGAACCAUGGAUACUCAAGGAAGAGUCCUCAAGCCAGAGCUACCCAGCCACUUACUGCUGCAGAUCUACAUUCUCCUACCUGACCCAAAUCAAGAUGCCCUUAAGGUCACAGGUGACUGAUACCCAUCCACAGGAUCAGCUGAAACUGCAGACCUCCAUGCUGCAAUCAAAUAUUCAAAUAUUUCCCAACAAAAAGCAGAUACAACAAAAGUCAUUAAAAGACAUUUGGAAAGCUGAUCAUCUGAAAGAGAGGAACCAAGAAAACAAACCUACACAUUUGUGGGAAGUUGUAGUCAUGAAUAACAAAAUGCUGACUAAGGUACAAGGUAAUGUUGUAGGAAAACCAUUUAACUUGGACAUAAAUUAUUUUCCUUUGAGAAAAAUAUUCUGUCAGUGUAACUCAUGUGAAAUGAGUUUCAACAGUAUUUCAAAAUUGGUUUUCAGUAAGAACAACUAUUUAGGAAAAAAGCCUAAUGAAUUUAAUGCCUGUGGAAAAUUUCUACUCAGUAUUAAGCAGGAAAAGACUCAUACUAAAGAGAAAAGUGAAUGUUUUACCAUUAGGAAAACCUUCACUCAUCAUGAGGAUCCUAUGCAGCAUGAAAAGAUUCAAACUUCAGAACAAAAUUUUGAAUAUAAUACAUGUCAGGAAACCUUCCUUGAAAAGUCAGUAUUUAAUACACACAAGAAAGAGAACACAGAGGAGAAUGGCUGUGCAUAUAAUGAAUACAGCAGAAGUUUCUGUGAUGGGUCUUCCCUCUUGUUCCAUCACAUACCUCCCUCAAAAGAGAGUCACUAUGAAUUUAGUGAUUGUGAGAAAUCCUUACAUGAGAAGUCUACCUUUUUGAAACAUCCUGGGGUACAUAUGAAACACUAUGAAUACAAUGAGAGUGGGAAUAAUUUCAGGAAGAAAUUAUAUCUGUCACAAUUUGAGAAAGCUGAUAAAGGAGAGAAACACUUUGAAUGUAAUAAAUGUGGGAAAGCUUUCUGGGAGAAACCACAUCUCACUCGUCAUCAGAGGGUCCACACAGGAGAGAAACGUUUUCAAUGUAAUGAAUGUGGGAAAACAUUCUGGGAGAAGUCAAACCUCACUAAACAUCAGAGGUCACACACAGGGGAAAAACCUUAUGAAUGCAAUGAAUGUGGGAAAUCAUUUAGUCACAAGUCAGCCCUCACAUUACACCAGAGAAUACAUACAGGGGAGAAACCCUAUCAGUGUAAUGCAUGUGGGAAAACUUUUUACCAGAAGUCAGACCUCACUAAACAUCAGAGAACACACACGGGGCUGAAACCGUAUGAAUGUUAUGAAUGUGGGAAAUCCUUCUGUAUGAAUUCACACCUUAUAAUACAUCAGAGAACUCACACAGGUGAGAAGCCCUUUGAGUGUUCUGAGUGUGGGAAAUCCUUUUGUCAAAAGUCACAUCUUACACAGCAUCAGAGAACUCACACAGGGGAUAAACCCUAUGAAUGUAAUGUAUGUGGGAAAACUUUUUACCACAAAUCAGUACUCACCAGGCAUCAGAUAAUUCAUACAGGGUUGAAGCCUUAUGAAUGUUAUGAAUGUGGGAAAACAUUCUGCUUGAAGUCAGACCUCACAGUACAUCAGAGAACUCACACAGGAGAGAAACCUUUUGCAUGUCCUGAAUGUGGGAAAUUUUUCAGCCAUAAGUCAACCCUCUCUCAACAUUAUCGAACACACACAGGGGAGAAACCCCAUGAAUGUCAUGAAUGUGGAAAAAUAUUUUACAAUAAAUCCUACCUAACCAAACAUAAUAGAACACAUACAGGAGAGAAACCCUAUGAAUGCAAUGAAUGUGGGAAAACUUUCUGUCAGAAAUCACAACUCACUCAGCAUCAGAGAAUUCACAUAGGGGAGAAACCCUAUGAAUGCCAUGAAUGUGGAAAAGCUUUCUGCCAUAAGUCAGCUCUAAUCGUGCAUCAGAGAACCCAUACAAAAGAAAAGCCCUAUAAAUGUGGUGAUUGUGGAAAAUCUUUCUGUGUGAAGUCAGGACUUACUUUACAUCAGAGAAAACACACAGGGGAGAAACCGUAUGAAUGUAAUGAAUGUGGGAAGUCCUUCAGUCACAAAUCAUCCCUCACAGUUCAUCACAGGGCUCACACAGGAGAGAAAUCUUGUCAAUGUAAUGAAUGUGGGAAAAUUUUUUACCGUAACUCAGACCUUGCUAAACACCAGAGAUCACACACAGGAGAAAAGCCCUAUGAAUGUAACACAUGUGGAAAAACCUUCUCUCAAAAGUCAAAUCUCAUUGUACAUCAGAGAACACACACAGAAGAAAAACAUUUUGAAUGAAAUGAAUAUUAGAAAUGUUCAGCUACAAGUCAGCCUCCAUGACACUCUAAGAAUAUUAAGACUAUGGAGGAAGCUCUGUUGACAUUGUAAAUGUUCAGUAACCAUCACAAACUGGCUUUAUUUUACUCCAAAGUAAUGAUAGGGAUAAAUCCAUAGACUACCAUAAUUAUUUGUUGAGAAGUGAUAUUCCAUUGAAUGUUAGGUGGUUAAUACUCGUAUAAAACCUUACAGAUUUUGUGAAUUUGUGAAAGCUUUUGGCAAAAAUACAGUCAGGAUUGUGUCAGGGGAGAAAUUUGCCAAUUUAAGAAAUAUAAAUUGAAAAUUUUGCUUAGAAAUAAUAUAUUACAAGUUGUGUUUGGGGUUUGAUGUCAUAGGAAUCUUUAGGAAACAUUACAAACAGUAUUUUGUGUGUGUGUGUGUGUAUAUAUAUAUAUAUGGUGGAAUGCAAAGCUUUAAAACUUUAAAAGUAUUUUCAAAAGUUUUUAUUAACAUUUAACAAAUAAAAAACAUAGACUUACAAGAAGUUGUAAUAAGAGUACCGAGAAUUCCUAUAUGCCCUUUACCCAGAUUCCUCUAAUUAUAAUAUCUUACAUGUUCAUAGUAUAUGCUCAUAUAGAAGAAAUUUUGAUGAUACCAUGCCACUAAGAUACAGACGUUAUUUAGAUUUCACCAGUGUUUACAUCGACCCUUUGUGUGUGUGUAGUUAUAUUAAUAUCAGGUUUUACCAGCUUAAGAAUUGAGUAACCAUCAACAAAACUAGGCUACAGAACUAAAAAAGAUUCUGGGAUCUAUAUUGCAUCAAGAUUCACAAAGGAAAUUAGGAUUAACUUUCAGGAAGUUUCCUUGUAUUAAUAACCACACCCUUUCUGCAACCCGACACCCAGCAACCACUUUAAUAUGAAACUUUUUAAAAGCAUUGAUAAAUAGAAUAAUCAGAGCAAUAAUAUUAAACACAUAUUAAUUGUCCCUGAGGUAUAUAGGACUUAUGUAUGUAGUAAUGGUUCUAUAUAUAUAUUACAUUUAUUUCAUAGGUAUGAUGGAACUUCACAUAAUUGUGAAUAGGAAGUAGGUAUCCUUGGGUUAAUAGUUCUUAUAUCAGGCCCAUCCCUUCUUCCUAAGGCUCUGGAGCAACAAUUUAAAAGGAAACUCACAGAGAUAAUGUCUAACCAUUUAAAAGUUAUAAGUCAAAAUAUCAAAAUGUUAAAAAAAAAAAAAAGGCAUUCUGUUCAUGUGAAGAUUUA
Messenger RNA from Microcebus murinus (gray mouse lemur), 3919 nucleotides. RefSeq lists its product as uncharacterized. Gene Ontology annotation, molecular function: DNA-binding transcription factor activity, RNA polymerase II-specific; RNA polymerase II transcription regulatory region sequence-specific DNA binding. The record is from RefSeq and is a predicted model, not a curated record. Gene Ontology annotation, biological process: regulation of transcription by RNA polymerase II. Gene Ontology annotation, cellular component: nucleus. Lineage: Eukaryota; Metazoa; Chordata; Mammalia; Primates; Cheirogaleidae.